AUGAUCUGUAAUACGCUCGGUGUUCCACCCUGCAACAGAAUUCUUAAGAAAUUCUCCGUUGGCGAGAGUCGUCUCGAAAUUCAAGACUCAGUACGAGGCAAAGAUGUCUACAUCAUUCAAUCGGGUGGAGGAAAGGCCAAUGAUCACUUCGUGGAUCUUUGCAUUAUGAUCUCCGCAUGCAAAACUGGCUCUGCCAAGCGCGUCACUGUCGUCCUUCCUUUGUUUCCUUAUUCACGACAACCUGAUCUGCCAUACAACAAGAUUGGCGCACCACUUGCCAAAGGACCUGCCGACGUCAAGGGUAACUUCACUUUCGAAAGUCGACCAGCAACACCAGGUCCUUCUACUCCCCAAACACCGGGUCUCACCAACGGUAUGGACAAAUUACAAAAGAAGCUUGGCAAGGCAUCUCUCGAGCAAAUUAACACCCAAACAUCAAACGGAAUAACUCCCAGACGACAAGAUACUUCAGAUUCCAUUGCGUCUCUCACAAAUGGACGCUUGAGUGAAGGAUCAGCAACUUCCGUUACAGCUCCGCCCUUCACUACCCACGACUAUGAAAACCCUGGAUUUGUCAAUGGCCAAUCCAAGACCCUUUUCCAAGGCAAGCCGGGAUACAAACAAUGGGUUGCGCAAGCUGGCACACUCGUCGCAGAUCUUUUGACUUGCUCUGGUGCAGAUCAGGUAAUCACUAUGGAUCUUCACGAUCCUCAAUAUCAAGGAUUCUUUGAUAUUCCAGUGGACAAUUUGUAUGGCAAGCCACUCUUGAAGAGAUACAUUCAGCAAAAUAUUCCAAACUUUCAGGAUGCCAUUGUCGUAAGUCCUGAUGCUGGUGGAGCAAAGAGGGCAACUGCAAUUGCCGAUGGGCUCAACAUGGAGUUUGCAUUGAUUCAUAAGGAACGUCGACCUACCCGAAUUACCGAUCGCCAAAAUGCCACAAUGAUGCUUGUAGGCAAUGUUCGUGAUAAAGUUGCUAUACUUAUCGAUGAUUUGGCCGACACCUCGAACACAAUCACAAGAGCUGCCAAGUUGCUCAAAAAAGAGGGUGCCACUUACGUUUACGCUUUGAUAACCCACGGAGUUUUCAGUGGUGAUGCUAUCGAGCGCAUCAAUGCAUCUGCGCUGGACAAAAUCAUCGUGACAAACAGUGUUCCGCAAGAUGAACAUCGACGCCUUUGCCCAAAAUUAGAGGUCUUGGAAGUUGGCCCGGUCUUUGCCGAAGCAAUUCGUCGUGUGCACCAUGGAGAAAGCAUUUCUGUGUUGUUCAACUAUGAUUAG
Molecule: messenger RNA, 1278 nt
Organism: Sclerotinia sclerotiorum 1980 UF-70
Lineage: Eukaryota; Fungi; Ascomycota; Leotiomycetes; Helotiales; Sclerotiniaceae
Exons: 2
Coding region: 1-1278 (425 amino acids)
Biological process (GO): 5-phosphoribose 1-diphosphate biosynthetic process; purine nucleotide biosynthetic process
Cellular component (GO): ribose phosphate diphosphokinase complex; cytoplasm
Molecular function (GO): ribose phosphate diphosphokinase activity; magnesium ion binding
Source: RefSeq, a predicted model, not a curated record